AUGAAGAGCUUCGUCGGCGUUGCGGCCGUCGGCUGCAUGCUGACCGGUGCGAAUGCCUUCCGCAAAGGCGCUUUGAAAUGGAGCAGGGACCAGGACGAGUCCAGCUGGUCACCCGCCCAGGAGACAAACCUCGCCUACAUGCCUCUGCUCGCCGGCGUCCAUGUCGGUGUCGAGGCGCCUGCGCCCACGCCGGCCCCGGACGUUGAGAUUAUGAACCUGCGCAAGCGUACGAGCACCGACAACACCUGCGCCUACGUUGGCGGAGACAUCAACACGCCUCUCUACUGCAACCCGGACUCGGCAUGUGUCUACAACUCAAUCAAUUCCAAGAUCGGCUGCUGCCCGGACAGCUCGACCAAGUGUCCCGUCUGGACCACCUGUCUUGACUCGUCCGAGAGGAGCAGGUACACGGACACGACCAAUUCAAACACCUUGUGGUGCGGCUCGUCCGCCUACCCGUCAUGCGUGACCCAUAUCUAUGCGGACAAAGUCUUCUCGGGCUACACCCUGUUCGGGUGCGCCAGGAAUCUGGACCGCACUGACACUGUCUACUACCAAGCCACCGACAGUUCAUCCAGCCGCACCAUCAGGGGCACCACCAAGUCCGCCGUGUCCGACCCCACCACUUCCGACCCCAAGACGACGCCCAGCCGCAGCACGACCCCGACCCCGACCCCGACCCCGGCCCCAGAUGGCAAGUCCAACACGGGCGCCAUCGUCGGCGGCGUCGUCGGCGGCGUGGCCGGCCUCGCCCUCAUCGGCGCCGCCAUCUUCUUCUUCAUGCGCCGCAGCCGCAAGAACAAGAACAUGCAGGGCACGCCCUUCCAGCCGCCGCCGCCGGGCCCCAACAUGCAGGGACCCCCUCCGCAGGGUCCGCAGAGCAUGUACGGCGCGCCCCCUCCCCCGCAGAUGGCGCAGCAGCAGCAGGGCUACCCGCCGCAGGGCUUCGUGCCCGUCGACAACCGCGCCAGCAUGGCGCCCUCGGCCUACUACGACCCCAGCAAGACGACCCCCGUCAGCGCGCCCGGCAGCCCCCCGCCGCAGCAGUAUCCCUACGGCGCCACGCCGCCGCCGCCCGGCCAGCAGCCCUCCCCCGGGCCGUACGCGCCCUCGAGCCCGACCGGCACGGCCUACAGCCAGGGCAACGCGCCGCCCCAGAGCGCCGUGAGCCCGAGCAACACCAGCCCCGGCAUGGGCUACCAGAGCGGCCCCGUGCCGGGCUACGCCCAGGCCCCCGCCGGCCAGGGCCAGGCCCACCCGCACGAGUUCGCGGCCGAGCUGCCCUCGGAGCGGUCGGACCGGGAGCUGAGGGAACUUGCCUGA
Molecule: messenger RNA, 1323 nt
Organism: Thyridium curvatum
Lineage: Eukaryota; Fungi; Ascomycota; Sordariomycetes; Thyridiales; Thyridiaceae
Exons: 3
Coding region: 1-1323 (440 amino acids)
Source: RefSeq, a predicted model, not a curated record